Messenger RNA from Hordeum vulgare subsp. vulgare (domesticated barley), 1487 nucleotides. RefSeq names its product 2-hydroxy-6-oxononadienedioate/2-hydroxy-6-oxononatrienedioate hydrolase 1-like. The record is from RefSeq and is a predicted model, not a curated record. The coding region runs from base 35 to 1081 and encodes 348 amino acids. The transcript is spliced from 11 exons. Gene Ontology annotation, molecular function: catalytic activity. Lineage: Eukaryota; Viridiplantae; Streptophyta; Magnoliopsida; Poales; Poaceae.
ACGAGCUCGCGGGGCAAAAGGGCUAACUCCACCGAUGCCGCCGAUCCUCACCUUCUCCUCGCCGGCACCGUCCAGGGCCCGGUUCAGGGUCGCGGCUUCCGCCGUCGUCGGCGCUCCCGGCCACUCCCCCAACGACUUUCCGUCGUUCCUUCCCAGGGCGGUGGAGAGCAUCCGCGACGGCGCCGCCAUCCGCCUGGCCAAGCGAAUCGAGCGGGUGCCCGUCCAGACCGGCUUCUCCACGAUCCCGAUACUGAGCAGCUGCGUGAGGCCAUUCAAUCGUCAGCAGAGCAGUGACCCGGUCGUGCUGCUCCAUGGGUUCGACAGUUCUUGUUUAGAGUGGAGGUACACCUACCCUUUGCUGGAGGAUGCUGGAUUGGAGGCUUGGGCUGUGGAUGUUCUUGGAUGGGGCUUCUCUAACUUAGAAACAAGGCCACCAUGUGAUACCAUGUCUAAGCGCGAGCAUCUAUACCAGUUCUGGAGAUCCUACAUCAAAAGGCCUAUGACAUUAGUUGGAUCUAGCCUGGGUGCUGCUGUUGCCAUUGAUUUUGCAGUCAACCAUCCGGAAGCGGUAUCAAAAUUAAUCUUCAUUGGCGCAAGUGUAUAUGCUGAGGGCACAAGAGAUAUGACCGGAGUGCCAAAAUUUGUUCCGUAUGCGGGGGCUUUUGUACUGAAGAGUCUUCCUCUGCGAGUGCUGGCUACACACUUGACGUUUUAUAAAACUCCAGAUGAAUUCUUUGAAUCUGUCCAGAUUGGCCGUCUACACUGCCUACUUCCUUGGUGGGAGGAUGCUACUGUUCAUUUUAUGAUAACUGGGGGUUACAAUGUCGUAAACCAAAUAAAUCAGGUAAAGCAAAAAUGCCUUGUCUUAUGGGGAGAGGAUGAUGGAAUAAUCAGCAACAAAGAAGCAUUUCGAUUACAGCAGGAACUCCCAAGCGCAAUUCUAAGACAGGUAAACCAGUGCGGCCACAUUCCCCAUCUUGAGAAGCCGAGAGAAGCGGUGAGACAUAUGCUUGAGUUUCUUCAAAGCGAUAACCCAAAGAAGGCGGAACGAGCUUCUUCCCUGUCGUCAAAUUUUCGGUAGUGAGGAUAGGUGAACAGGACCAGACCCCUUACCCCCUUAGGCUACCGUACGUGCAUGAGGUGUACAUGAGUGUACAUGGCGCACUCAUGUCUACGGCGCCCCUCCUGCAAUCUCCUUGAUUUAGGGAAAGCAAUUUAGUAAGCAUGGGAGAUAUCCCCAGCAACAUCCAGAUCAGCUGGGAGCAGCCGAGUUGAUCAACAAUGUGAGCCCAAGGCUUAGCCGCGGAGAUGGAAAAUGACGCUCUAUGGAACUCGAAAAGCAGAGGCAGAAACUCUGGUCUCCUCUUCUUUAGGCUGCUGGUCUUCAAUUAGCACUAGAAACAUGUACGUACGUAUGUAUGUAUGUUUGUAUGGAUGGAUGUAUGUAUCGACUAAGCUGGCCUAGUUAUUGUACACUAUAUUGAAUA